UAUUACGAUGAAGUCUUCAGAGCGCGCUGCGGAAACCUGAAAAUCGCCCAGCAGGGUAUAUGCGGCACAAUUCCCAGCAUCCUCCAAGUCCACAGGUCCCUUCUGACGUCUCUGGAACGGAACUCGUCUGGCUCUGGAUUUGAGAAGUUCUCGCAGUAUUUGCACCUCUAUAAGAAGCACGCGGACUGUAUAGACGCCACACGUUGUACAGUGCAGACUCAGACAAAGAAGAAGAAAUCUUUUGCGCGAUUUAAGAAAUUGCAAGAAUCUCGUCCGGAAUUUCAAGGCCGAACCCUGGAAGAGCUUCUGGAGCUUCCUCUUCAUCGAUUGGUCAGAUAUCGGCAUUAUCUGACAGAUCUGGUUGGGAAUAAUUUUCCUGGAAGUACGGAGUCUGUGCAGCUGAAUGAUGCUCUUCAGGCGGUCUCUGCGGCGUGUGAUUACAUAGAAGACGCUCAGCAACUUCAGGAGAACGAGAUCCAUCUUCAGAGAGUUCAGAAACUUCUAAAAGGGAGACGAGUGCGAAUCGCCACCCCAGGAAGACGUUAUAUCAGAGAAGGAUGGCUGGCUCUUGUACCGCCCAGUGGGGAGGAGCUCAAACAUCGCAUGCUCUUCCUCUUCUCCGAUGUCCUGGCCAUCACCUCACCUUGUCACCCCUUACACCCCAUCAACGCCCAGAAGUUCUGCUGCCGGGCCGUCUACCCACUCAGAGAGUGCCGGGUGGAGAGAGUCCUGGGCCACACCCAGAGCCAAGGAGGACUGAUCAGUACUUUCUAUUCCCAGCUUUCCUUCAAGAUGGAGAAACUUCUUCUGAUGUCAUCCGACCAACAAGACAUGAACAGCUGGUACGAGUGUCUGCUGAGCGCCGUGAGAAAACUCCGCUCAGAGGGAAGUGCUGAUUCUGGAGGAUCACAGAGUCACCCAACGAUUCCCGAGGAGCCACCAAACACGUCGGGGCCACCGAGAGGUCCCAAGAGACGUCAUGUCACCGUGCUGAGAGAAGAUUCCGGAGAUCCAGAAGAAGCAACACGGAAGAGAAUGAGAGUCACCGAUCCAGUUGAAGAAAAGAAGUCGGAGCCGCAAUCACAGGCCGAUAAUGGAGCCGGGUGGAGAUGUGUCGUUCUAUGACCUGCCGGCAGAGCAAUGUUGGGUGGAAUGCCGUAUUCUCCACAGUGAAGAUCUGCUCACACCUGGGACUGUCCCCCGGGGGGCGCUGUUACUCUUCUGUGAUUGGACGCUGGGUGUAUAUAAAUGACGGCUGUAUCUAGUGCUGAUUGGGUCCCUUGUGGUGGAUCUUUUAUCUGUAAAAUAUUAUAAUAAAAUUCUGUCAGACAUUU
Rana temporaria (common frog) is the source of this 1334-nucleotide messenger RNA. RefSeq names its product Rho guanine nucleotide exchange factor 39 (gene ARHGEF39). Gene Ontology annotation, molecular function: guanyl-nucleotide exchange factor activity. Gene Ontology annotation, cellular component: plasma membrane. Gene Ontology annotation, biological process: positive regulation of cell migration. Lineage: Eukaryota; Metazoa; Chordata; Amphibia; Anura; Ranidae. The record is from RefSeq and is a predicted model, not a curated record.